AUGCAUCCGCUCAUAAACUCGUCCUUGACAAAGACCCAGGCCGAUUUCAAUGGUCUCAUUGCGCUCAUUGUUCAAUUUUUCUUUGCGCGGAGGGUCUAUCUACUGAGCGAGAACUGGAUUAUUACGGGAAUUAUCAUGAUUUUGGCUUGUUCACAUUUCAGCCUCGGCAUAGUUUUCACAGUGCAAGCUUUCCGUGUCUUACACUUUGACCGGUACCCUAAAUUGACUUGGGUGACUUCGACUGGCCUCGGUUGCGCGGCAGCGGCAGAUAUAAUCAUCGCUAUAUCCAUGUGCCAUUACCUCGCAAAGCGUCGCACGGGAUUCAAACGGACAAACUCUAUCAUCCUGACCCUGAUGGCCUUCAGCAUCAAUACCGGCCUGCUCACUAGCAUUCUAGCCACUGCCACUGCAAUAACAUUUGCCACCAUGCCCACCAACUUCGUCUGGCAGAGUUUCUUCUGGGUACUCGGCAAGUGUUAUGUGAACUCCCUCUUGGCAACGCUGAACGGCCGGGAAUACAUCCACGAGAAGGCGCGCAGACACCAGGCCACAUUCGUGGAACUAUCCAACCUCGAGUUCCAUCACGACAAUAGGUUCGUGCCGACGAAUUCAGUCGCGCUCCGAAGCAGCGAUCUUGUGUUCAGCAAGCCCUCGGUCGCCCUCGCUGUUACAGUGGAAACUGUUACGGAACAGAGUACGACCAGCGAGGACGUACUGCGGUCCAUCGCGUCGCAGCACGCCCGCCAUAUCUCGAGAUCCAACUCCUUGCGAGCUGGGCCAUCGAAUCUACUCCGAGCUGGUCCAUCAACACCGACGCGUCCCGUGAACAAUUUCAGUAGUACAUGCACAAAGUGA
Molecule: messenger RNA, 855 nt
Organism: Gloeophyllum trabeum ATCC 11539
Lineage: Eukaryota; Fungi; Basidiomycota; Agaricomycetes; Gloeophyllales; Gloeophyllaceae
Exons: 15
Coding region: 1-855 (284 amino acids)
Source: RefSeq, a predicted model, not a curated record